This is a messenger RNA of Penaeus monodon (black tiger shrimp), 1099 nucleotides long. RefSeq names its product histidine-rich glycoprotein-like. The record is from RefSeq and is a predicted model, not a curated record. NCBI's taxonomy places the organism in Eukaryota, Metazoa, Arthropoda, Malacostraca, Decapoda, Penaeidae.
AUGGAGCCUCGUAUGGUGAAGAUCCUGAAAAAAUGGAGCGCAAAUGAUAAUGCCCUCAGCCAAGCAGAGCACGAGGAAACAAAACCAAACCUUAGAUGCGACCACCGUGGCUGCGUUACCACGCACGACGAUCCAAAGUCCCAAAUAAGCAACCACCCGCUAGCAGACGCCGGCAGAGGUCACAUUUUAUAUACUGCACCUCGUGUGACCGGAGCAGUUCGUGCUAAUAUAAGACUACCACGCUCGCUUAACCCGGAGAGGCGGCUCCUUCAUAUCACGUGGGCGUGUCUUACUCAAAGCCAGUUCUAUCGUUCUGUCAAGGUCUUGCGUGGGAACAGGUAUAAAAGGAGCUGGACGCAUUGCCGGAGUCACAUCGCCCUGUUCCGUCUCAACAAUCCUGCAGAGAUGAAGUACUUGGUGGUGUUUGUGCUCCUGGUGGCUGCCGCUUGCGCUUCUGAAGUGGAGAAGCGAGAGGCGGAGCCAAGUCGUGCCUACAGCUAUGGUUACGGUCUUCACCAUCACGCCUAUCCCCGCACGUACUACCACCCCUAUCAUCAUUUCCACAAGAGGUCCGCUGAGCCUGAGGCCGAUGCCGAGCCUUCCUACGGAGGUUACUACCGUCCCUAUUCCUACGGUUAUCACAACACUCCCUAUGUCCACCACCACUACAAGAGGUCCGCCGAACCUGAGGCCGAAGCAGAGCCCUCUUACGGUUCCUCUAGCUACUACCGACCCUAUUCCUACGGCUACCAAUCACACCACUAUAUUCCAUCCGUCCACCACCACCACAAAAGGUCUGCUGACCCUGUUGCUGAGGCUGAAGCCAGCUAUGGCUACAGAUCAUACCACCCCGUGUAUUACCACUCCUACCAAUACACCCCCUAUACUCACAGCCACUACAAGAGAUCUGCCAAGCCAGGAGCUGAUCCAAGUUUCAGCUAUGGUCACCACCGCCAGUCCGUGUACCGUCCCUACCAGCGGAAAACUCACUAUGGUUAUGGUUACCGCGCUCACCACCACUAAGGUACUGCCCUGAAGUUAUCUUAAGGAGUUUUAUAUUGAAAAUUGAUUUACAAACAAUAAAGUCAAUCUAAACGAA